Messenger RNA from Staurois parvus, 343 nucleotides. Lineage: Eukaryota; Metazoa; Chordata; Amphibia; Anura; Ranidae. The record is from the annotation of a GenBank genome assembly.
AAGUCCAUCUGUGAAAUUUCCUUGCUACUAAAUAUUCCACGGUCAACUGUUAGUGGUAUUAUAACAAAGUGGAAGCAACUGGGAAUAAUAGCAACUCAGUCACGAAGUGGUAGGCCACGUAAAAUGACAGAGCGGGGUCAGGGCAUGCUGAAGAGCAGUGUGCCGAAGUCACCAACUGUCUGCACAGUCAAUAGCUAAAGACCUCCAAACUUUGUGUGGCCUUCAGAGAGCUUCAUGGAAUGGGUUUCCAUAGCCGAGCAGCUGCAUCUAAGCCUUACAUCACCAAGAGCAAUGAAAAAGCGUUGGAUGAAGUGGUGUAAAGCAAUCCGCCACUGGACUCUAG